CCUAGAAUCACAUAAACUCCUCUUCCCCUAUCACACUUUCUAGAUAGACAGAUAUUUGUUAUAUAUCCUAUGGUCCGUGACACCUCUCUCUCUGUGCCAACCCUUUCUUCCACAUGUUGAGUUUCCACCUUUCUUAAUAACACCCCACCCUUUCUUCUCCUUCUUCUUCAACCUCCACAACCCACAUCACAAGCCUCAAACUUUUCUCAUAUUAAAUGUCCAACAUCUUGUUGUUGAUGUUUGAAAUUCAUGUAUCCGAUUCUCAGUGAAAUCUUCUUUUCCGGGUGUAUGAUCAAUUCCACUGUUCGGCGCAGGACCCAUUUAGUUCAAUCCUUCUCAGUUGCCUUCCUUUACUGGCUUUACUACGUUUCAUGAUCUUCAACCCUUAAUUACUUUAACGCAAUAUCUUCUAUAUUAUUAUUAUUAUCUAGUACUAUUAGUAUUAUUAUAUUAUUAUUAUUAUCUUCAAUAUACUAUUUUUGUAUCAAAGUUUGUGUUUUGUGUAUCUGGGUGGUGCCAACUGAGAAGGGUUGAACAUGGCUUCAUCGAGUGGAACGUGUUCGGGGUCGUCGACUCAGCUUCAGAACUCGGGUUCGGAGGGGGAUUUGCAGGUGAUGAUGGAUCAGAGGAAGAGGAAGAGAAUGAUAUCGAAUCGGGAAUCUGCGCGAAGAUCUCGCAUGAGGAAGCAGAAGCACUUGGACGAUCUGGUUUCGCAGGUGGCUCAGCUGAGGAAGGAGAAUCAGCAGAUUCUCACAAGCGUCAACAUCACCACGCAGCAGUAUUUGAGCGUUGAGGCUGAGAAUUCUGUGCUCAGGGCACAGGUGGGUGAGCUUAGCCACAGGUUGGACUCUCUCAACGAGAUAAUCGAGGUUCUUAAUGCUUCCACCGCUGACCCUAUGCUUAAUAAUAAUAAUAAUAAUAAUAAUAAUACCUUCUUCAAUCCCUUCAACAUGGGCUAUCUCAAUCACCCUAUUAUGGCCUCUGCAGACAUAUUGCAGUACUGAGACAAAAGGGGUAUUGUAAUUGAUUUCUUCUUCUCCAGUCUGUUGAGAAAUUGUAAUCUCUCUCAUAAGGAAUAAUCAAUGUGUAUCAUUAAAAAAGGUCGGAUGGUUAGGUGCUGGUUCUGUAAAUGGGGCAUGCUCCACUACUGUUUGUUUCUUGUCAAUUCUCAUGCACUUAUCUUAUGAUAAUAAUAAUAAUAAUAUUGACCUGGUUCGGUUCUCUAUGUUAUAAUUAA
Messenger RNA from Cajanus cajan (pigeon pea), 1237 nucleotides. Its product is annotated as bZIP transcription factor 44. Gene Ontology annotation, cellular component: nucleus. NCBI's taxonomy places the organism in Eukaryota, Viridiplantae, Streptophyta, Magnoliopsida, Fabales, Fabaceae. Gene Ontology annotation, molecular function: transcription cis-regulatory region binding; DNA-binding transcription factor activity. Gene Ontology annotation, biological process: positive regulation of DNA-templated transcription. The record is from RefSeq and is a predicted model, not a curated record.